AUGUUCCUCUUUAACAAGUCCUCCUCGGCAAAUGUUCCCCCUCCUGCCGGCAGCCAACCUCUUCGGGGUCUCAAUCGCGCCAACGACCACACGUUUCAGGCACUCAAGGCAACCUACCUCGCCGAGUUUGACUUCCAGGGUGUCCAAGUGACGGCGACACCUCUCUUCUCCAGCGUCCUUCGCGGUCUCCAAACGCAACUCCCUGUACUCUUCGAGAUCAAGGUCGGCCAGAGGUCCAAUGUGGACACUGACUUGAGUCAGACUCCCUUCAACAUUUGCUUGGUCCUCGACAACUCCGGUUCCAUGAAUGGAGGCCGCCUCGAAGGAUGUAAGAAGGCUAUUAAUGCCAUCAUCCAACAACUCACUCCCAACGACACCCUCAGCCUCGUGACCUACAGUUCGACCGCCAAGACCGUCUUUGUCGAUUGUAAUCAUACCCACAAGAAACAUAUGCUCGACUCCGUCGCCAAUAUCAGGACUGAGGGAGCGACUAACCUUCAUGAUGGUCUGAAGGUCGGAGUCGAUUCCUUAAAACAGAGCAUCCAGAAAGAAUUGUCGGUGCAGCAACAACAGCAACAAGGGCAGGAAAAGUCCAAGAAGCCACAAGAGAAGGCCCAUCGCGUGUUCCUGUUUUCGGACGGGUUGGUAAAUGUGGGCAUCACCUCACCGGAAGCGAUUAUGUCCCAUGUCAAAAACUGGCUUAUCGGUACCGAUAUUUCGAUCUCAACCUUCGGGAUCGGAGAUGGCUACGACGAAAAGCUCAUGUCGGCCAUCGCUGAACAAGCCAACGGUGAUCCCUUCUUCAUUGAAACCGAGACCGAUAUCGAGGACCUAGUCUCCAAGGGCCUACGUGGAGUUUCCAAUAUGGUUGCCGCCGCUGCCACCUUGAAGAUUCGCGGUUUGGGUGACGCAGUCGUCAAGGAUAUCCCCGGAUAUGAUCUGACCGAAACACCCGGUCAAAUCACGGUCCGGAACUUGAGGGUCAACGGGCUCAUCCAGUUCGUAGUCAACCUUGACGUGCGAGUCCCCGGGCUUGAAGAUUUUUCCGAGAACGAUAUGGAGGAUGUGGAGGAUUUACGAAAGAUUCUUGGAUAUGCUCUCACUUUGGAAGGCGAGCUAAACUUUGUGGAUCCAGCCGAGUGCAAGGGAAUGAGCGGCACGGUGUCUGUCAACUACACAACCGACAGUUCCUUGGUUUCGGACGACAAGAAGAACAAUGACGUCGUCGCCUACCUGACUAUUCAAGAGGCAUCGAAGAUUGACGAGCAAGUUAUGGAUCAUCUGGCCAACAACAGGACCACCGAAGCAUUGCAGGCCAAAAAGAAGGUUAUCUCCAUGUAUAGCGCCAUUGCCCCGAUUGACCGCCGGGGAUUCGCCCAGGUGAUGCAGCAGCAGUCCGAGCGCUUGGUUCAAAAUCUGGAAUCCGGUGGUAACACCAGGUUUGCACAGAUGUCCGCUCAGCAGCAGCAGCAGCAAGGCACGCAUAGUGACAAGGGCUGGAGUAUCUACGAGUAA
Linnemannia hyalina is the source of this 1515-nucleotide messenger RNA. The record is from the annotation of a GenBank genome assembly. Lineage: Eukaryota; Fungi; Mortierellomycota; Mortierellomycetes; Mortierellales; Mortierellaceae.